This is a messenger RNA of Sipha flava (yellow sugarcane aphid), 7469 nucleotides long. RefSeq names its product protein crumbs (gene crb). The transcript is spliced from 38 exons. The coding region runs from base 278 to 7210 and encodes 2310 amino acids. Gene Ontology annotation, biological process: heterophilic cell-cell adhesion; establishment or maintenance of epithelial cell apical/basal polarity. The record is from RefSeq and is a predicted model, not a curated record. Gene Ontology annotation, molecular function: calcium ion binding. Gene Ontology annotation, cellular component: plasma membrane; protein-containing complex. Lineage: Eukaryota; Metazoa; Arthropoda; Insecta; Hemiptera; Aphididae.
UCCGUUUAUCGUUCGUUCAUAUGAGUUAAUUACUUAACAGUGUCAUUACUCAUUACGUUUCAUUAUUGGAUGUAACUUUUAAUGUUUGUCACUUUUUUCUACACAACCGAAUUAAAUAAACUUUGGUAGGUAUUGCGUGCUAUAUUAAUCUAUUUGUUGUGAGCAAUUGAACCUUUAGGGCUGUUGAUUUGAAUGCACACGUCUGCAACACGUACAAUUACUUGACUACGUUUAUAUACAAACUAUGUUACAGCUAUCCAUACAUUAAUUAGAUAUAAUGCGGUCCAUUAUUUUCGUUGUAAAUUUAUUUGUGCAUUUGAUAUGUACAAAUACUCAGAAACCUGGAACCUUUGAUAGAGAAGGCUAUUUCAAUAGUUCAUCUUGGUUAAAUUUAUUCCCCUCUAUUUCAUUACACAAACAUGUAGGAUUCAGCUUUAGAACAUGUACCGGAGGACAAAUAUUUUCUCAAACCAAUACUUCUGCUGAGUUUCCAUUCACAGAAAUCUCAGUUGCAGUUCUUCAUGAUGGCUUAUUAUUUACAGCAUUUCUUCAAAAUAGACAUUAUGAAUCUAAAAUUCAAGGAGAUUUUUUUGAUAAUUCUUGGCAUAAUGUUAACUUAAUAUAUAAGCUUGGAGAAUUAAUAAUGUCUAUUGAUGGCUUACAACAAGUUAUAGCAAAUUCAACAUUUAAUUCUGAAAUAUUAAAUUCAGAUAUGGUUACUGAUCAAUCAGUAUUAAGAGUUGGAGACAGUUUUGAAGGUUGUUUAUUAGAAGGACCAAAUUUUAUUUUUAAUUCUUCUUUAAAUCAAGCUUAUAAAGUUAUUUGGGGACACUGUCCCUUAAAUAGCCAGUCAUGUACAGGUUUUGAUUACUGUUCUCAUGCUCCUUGUAUGAUGCAUGGUAUAUGUGUUCCAAGACAAAAUAAGUACCAUUGUAUUUGUCAGCCAAGAUAUUCUGGAAAUAAUUGUGAAAUUGACAAUGGAUCACCCUGUCUUAAACUAAAUAAUCGUUGUAUGCAUGGACAAUGUGAAGAAAUAAAACAUGGUGAAGAUUUUAUAUGUCAUUGUGAUAAAGGAUUUACAGGUAAAUUUUGUGAAAUUGAAUUAUCUGCUCAUGUUUGCGAUAAUAAUCCAUGUAGAAAUAAUGGUACAUGUGAACUAGCUUUAGGAGAGAAAAGUUAUGAGUGUAGUUGUGCACCAGGGUUUAAAGGAGAUGACUGUGAAAUAAAUAUUAAUGAAUGUUUGUCUAGCCCUUGUCAACAUGGUGGUAUAUGUAUUGAUGGAAUUAAUAACUAUACAUGUUUAUGUAGUAAAACAGGAUAUAAAGGAAUAAAUUGUGAAACAAAUAUAAAUGAAUGUGAAAUCAAUCCAUGUUCCAAUCAUGGUAUAUGCUUUGAUAACUAUGGGAGUUAUACAUGUCAAUGUCAAACAGGAUUUGGUGGAAUGAACUGUGAAAUAGAUUUGAAUGAAUGUAUAUCAAAUCCUUGUCAAAAUGGUGGUCAAUGUAGAGAUCAAGUUGGAACAUAUGAAUGCCGAUGUGCUCCUGGAUUUUUAGGUAGAAAUUGUGAAAUUGAUGUUGAUGAUUGUGAAUCAGCUGUUUGUCCAUCAAAUUCAGUUUGUGUUGAUGGUGUUGCAUCAUAUUCAUGUCAUUGCAAAUCGGGGUAUACUGGUUUGCCACCAAAUUGUACUGAACAAACAGUUUGUAGUAGUAAUCCUUGUCAAAAUGGAGGUAUAUGUAUAUUACUACAAAAUGGUCAAUAUAAUUGCUCAUGUUCUCCAGGAUAUACAGGCGCUUUUUGUGAGCAUGGUAAUAUAGUAGCUCGUUCGCAUGCUGCUGAUGAUGGUUGUGUAAUCAUGCCUUGUUUGAAUUUUGGUACUUGUAUACCCCAAGGAUCUAAAUAUGAGUGUAAAUGUCCUGCCGGUUUUACUGGUCGAAAUUGUGAAAUGACUAUGAAACUAUGCAAUUCUAGUCCUUGUCAUCAUAGCAUGUCUUGUCGUGAUUAUGCUGGUGGGUAUUAUUGUGAAUGCGAACCUGGUUGGUCUGGGCAGCAAUGUAAUCAACGUUCUAGUGAUCCUGGUCAUGCUUGCAGUCUAAACACUUGUGCUCACGGUGGAACUUGCACUUCAUUAGUUGGACAAGCUGAUCUUUUCCAUUGUGAUUGUCCCCCAGGUUUCACUGGUCAAACAUGUCAAAUAGAUAUUGAUGAGUGUUUAUCUAAACCAUGCUUAAAUGGUGGUUCAUGUCAUGAUCUUAUUAAUGGUUUUCGAUGUGAUUGUACUGAUAACUUUAUGGGUGCUUACUGCCAAUUACCAUUUGAUGCAUGUACUAAAAGUCCAGGACCCUGUUUAAAUAAUGGUACUUGUUUACAUAAGACCACAUCUCUGAAAGAUUAUUACUGCAUGUGUUUACCAGGGUUUGAAGGUAAAAUUUGUGAAAUUAAUGUCAAUGAAUGUCUAAUGGCUACCUGUCCUACGGGGAAAGUUUGUAAUGAUGGUAUAAACACUUAUGAGUGCAUAUGUCCUGAGGGAUAUACUGGAGAAAAUUGCUCAAAAUUAUUAAAUGAUUGUCCAUGUAAAAAUAAUGCUACUUGUAUCGAAAAUAUUGAUGGUUAUACAUGUCAUUGUACAUCAGGUUUUACAGGUAUAUAUUGUGAUCAAGAUAUAAAUGAAUGUGAAGCCAAUAAAGAUAUAUGCAACUAUGGGAUUUGUGUGAAUACUAAUGGGAGUUAUCAAUGUUUUUGUCGUCCUGGAUUUGCUGGUAACAAUUGUGAUGUAGAUUUUGAUGAAUGUUUGUCACAACCUUGUUAUAAUGGUGCAACCUGUGAGAAUAAAAUUAAUGGUUUUAAUUGUAUUUGUCCUCCAGGAUUUACUGGUAAAGUAUGUGGAAUUGAUGUUGACGAAUGUAAUUCAAAUCCUUGUUUGAAUGGUGCUACAUGUAUUGAUAAUGUUGCAUCUUUUACAUGCUCAUGCCCUAUUGGUUUAACAGGAAAAUUGUGUGAAACAAAUAUUAAUGAUUGUGAGUCUUCUCCAUGCCAAAAUAUGGGCCUAUGUAUUGAUGGAAUUAAUAGCUAUAAAUGUAACUGUUCAAAUACAGGAUUCGAAGGAAAUCAUUGUGAAUUGAACAUCAAUGAUUGUAUUCAUAACCCUUGUAUGAAUAAUGGUACUUGUAUAGAUGGAGUUAAAGAUUAUUCUUGUAAAUGUUAUACUGGUUAUUCAGGAAAAAAUUGUGAAAUUGAUAUAAAUGAAUGUGAAAUUAAUCCUUGUCAGUUUGGGGGUACUUGUCUUGAACGUUCUAAUUUAUCAUUAUACAAUCUAACAGAUAAAAAAAAUCUUUCAGCAAUAUUUCAGCAAGAAUUCAACUAUGCAACUGCUAAUGGAUUUGAAUGUCUAUGUUUACCUGGUACUACAGGUAUCAAAUGUGAAAUUGAUAUUAAUGAAUGUGAUAGCAACCCAUGUCGUUGGGGUAGUUGUGAAAAUAGAAUUGGUGGUUAUGCUUGUUUAUGUGAUGAAGGGUUUGAAGGCGUGUACUGUGAAAUUGAAAUUGACGAAUGUGAAAGAUUCAAGCCAUGUGAUCAUGGAACAUGCAUUGAUCGGCGUGCUGGUUAUUACUGCGACUGUAUCCCAAAAUAUGGUGGUAAAAAUUGUUCUGUUGAAUUAGUUGGAUGUCAGAGUUCACAUACAUGUUUAAACAAUGGUAUUUGUAGACCAUACUUGAUUGAUGAGACUGAACAUCGUUAUAAUUGUACAUGUCCUUAUGGUUUUCAUGGUGAUAUUUGUGAUAAGACUACUACUAUGUCACUGACUGGUGAAUCUCGUAUUGUGGUUAACACCACCAGGGAUGAAGGUUAUGAUAUAUCAUUUAGGUUUAAAACAACAUUACCAAGUGGUCUAUUAGCAAUUGGUGGUGGAUCAACAUUUUAUAUAUUAGAGUUGGUUAAAGGUCGUUUAAAUCUACAUUCUAGCUUAUUAAAUAAAUGGGAAGGAGUAUUCAUUGGUUCUGAACUUAAUAAUAGUCAAUGGCAAAAGGUAUUUGUUGCUAUAAAUUCUUCACAUUUAGUACUGUCUGCUAAUGAAGAACAAACUAUUUACCCUAUUAAUUUAAAUGAAGGAGCAAACCCUACACAUACUAGUUUUCCUACUACCUAUGUUGGCGGAACUAUUGCAAAUUUGAGACUAUUACCCCACGGACCACCAUUUUUUAUUGGUUGUAUUGAGAAUCUACUUAUAAAUGGACAAUGGGUUUUACCUGAUGAAAAAGUAGAAACUAUAGGCUUAACUAAUGUUGACAUUGGCUGUCAAAGAAACGAUCAAUGUUUCCCUAACCCAUGUUACAACAGUGGUCAUUGUACUGAUUUAUGGAAAACAUUCAGUUGUACAUGUGAAAGACCAUAUCUUGGAAAUACUUGUCAAUAUAGUUUUCCAGCAGCAACAUUUGGUCAUGAGAAUAUCACUAAUAGUCUUAUUACUGUAAAUGUGUUUACUUUAACUAAGCGAGCCGUUAAAAACAUUGUGGACAUUUCUAUGUUUAUACGGACGCGUCAAUCUCGAGGAGCAAUAUUUUAUUUAGGUUCUACACCAGGAUCGGUAGCAUUUCCUGAUGAAACUCAUAUUGCUGCUGAACUUGAAGGUGGUGAAUUACUAGUCAGGAUACUAUUUAAUGCAACUCCUGAAUCGUAUACUGUUGGUGGUGUAAAACUUGAUGAUGGUCAAAAUCAUUUGAUACAGGUUGUUCGUAAUAUUACAUUGGUUCAAGUGAAAAUAAAUGGAACUGAAUAUUUUAGAAAAACUAUUAGUGCAACUGGUCAACUUGAUGCCCAAGUUCUUUACUUAGGAGGUUUUCCAUCUUCUAAACCACUAAAACGUGAUUUAUCAGAUUCAACAAUCAUUAUGGAUAAUAUUUUACCUCGUCCUAAUACAAUAGAAAGACAUAUUCGUCAAACAGUUGAUAAAUUGCAAGGGAUACCCCACUUUAAAGGAAUCAUUCAAGAUGUUCAGAUCAGUAAUGGAUCUCAAACAAUGAUAGUUGAAUUUUAUCCAUUAGGCAUAAAGAAUAAGGAUUUAGUUGUACCUAAAUCAUUUGGUACUGUAUCGUUUAAUCCAAAGGAAAUUGUUGAGGGUAUUGUGUCUGAUGACACAUGUUUAUCACAACCUUGUCAUAACUCUGGGACAUGUUCUAUUACUUGGAAUGACUUUACUUGCGAUUGUCCUUUGGGUUACAAAGGAAAACAGUGUCAAGAAAUGGAAUUUUGUCAAAUCGAAGAUUGUCCUUUAAAUAGUGAGUGCCGAAAUUUGAAUCACGGAUAUGAAUGUGUAGCCAAUGUUACAUUAGAUGGUCGAAAUACUUCUGAGCCACUCUUGCAGUAUAAUUUUGUCAAAGGACAACAGGUUAUUCCAUUGACUCAUAUUGAAGUUAGUUAUAGAACUAGAACAAGUGGCACAAUUAUGUACAUUUCUAAUAAGAAACAAAGCAGUGAUCCAGAGUUCCUUUUUUUUUCAAUGAUUGCUUAUAAAGAUCGGUUAAUUAUUGCUUGGAAAUUAGAAAAAGAAAGUUCUAUAAUUAUGAGACAUGUGCAUAAAGAUCAUUUGGAUUCAGAUUGGACAAAUAUUAUUUUUAAAAUAAUUGAUAAUAAAAUUCAAGGUGGUUUAGUUGGUGCAAUUGAUGAUUCAAAUCAGUAUAUACUUGCUGGAAAUUUUUCAUAUUCAAAUUGGGUUGAAUUGGUUUCUUCGAAUCCAAUUCUUAUUGGUAGGGGAGAGCACUAUCAAAAUUCAUCUGAAAAUAAUGUGGAACAUGCAACGUAUAUAACAGAUGCAGAUACAAAUUCAUUAGAUAUGAUUGAUUCUGAUGAAAAUAUUCGUUUUGAAGAUGUGAUACAACAAGAUAUAACUUCUGCUGGUGGUUUUUAUAAGGGCUGUCUUGGAGAAAUAAGAAUUGGAGGCUUGUUGUUACCUUAUUUUACUCCAUCUCAACUUAAUACUAGUAAUGAAACUGAUUAUUUUGAGUUGUCAUCUCAUAGUUCAAUCGCAGAACAUUUUGAUUUAGAUUGUUUACUUUGCUAUGAUUCUGAAUGCAAAAAUAAUGGAAGAUGUAAGAAAGCAAAUGAAUCUUAUGUCUGUGAAUGUGAACCUGGUUAUGAAGCUGAUGACUGUUCUGUAAAUAUCAACGAAUGCUUGUCUAAUCAGUGUCAACAUGGAGCUGAAUGUAUUGAUGGAAUUGCUAAUUAUACUUGUUUGUGUAAAACAGGCUGGACUGGUUUACUCUGUGAAAUUGAUAUCAAUGAAUGUGAAUCUAACCCAUGUCACCAUAAUAGUAUUUGUAUUGAUCACCUUGGUAAAUUUGAAUGCAACUGUUCAGAUGAUUAUGAAGGAGAAACAUGUGAACAAUUAAAACUUGUAACAUGUGAUAAUUCACCUUGUAAAAAUGGUGGCAACUGUUUUAACAAUUAUGAUCCAGCUACUGGUAAUAAUUACACAUGUUCUUGUUUGGAAGGCUUCUCGGGUACUUCAUGUGAAUUUUCAUUUUGUGAUAUAUAUGAAUGUCAAAAUAAUGGUAUAUGUAAAAAAGAGGAGUCUCCAUUCUGUAAAUGUCCAGUAGGUUUUAAAGGUCAUCUUUGUGAACAAAAUAUUGAUGAUUGUUUAGAUAAUAGUAAUCAACUAAAAUGUCAUCAUGGUGGUCAAUGUGUGGAUGGUAUCAAUGAAUACUCAUGUAAUUGUACUGGAACUGGAUACACUGGUGAAGAUUGUACUAUAGAUAUUGAUGAAUGUUUUGAUCUUAACAUACAAUGUAGUCAUCGAGGAGAAUGUAAGAAUACCGAUGGUUCAUUCAUUUGUUUAUGCCAAAACAAUUUCUGUGGCCAUUACUGUGAUCUACGAAAUCCAUGUUUAUCUGAAUCGCCUUGUAGUAAUGGAGGUACUUGCCAAGAACGAUGUACUGAUUUUUCAGACUAUGAAUGUUUGUGUGCCAAUGGUUAUGUUGGAAAAAAUUGUACUGAGUUGCCUAUUAUUCACAAUUAUGCAGAUAUAGCAUUAAUUGUUGGUCCAAUAUUACUUAUUCUUCUCAUUGGUGGUAUGGGCAGUUUAUUUGUACUUUUAAUGAUGGCACGAAAAAAAAGAGCAACAAGAGGUACAUAUAGUCCUAGUUGUCAAGAAUAUUGUAAUCCUAGAGUUGAAUUAGACAACGUACUGAAGCCACCACCAGAAGAACGACUUAUAUAAUUAUUGAUUAUUUAUUUUAUUUAAGAACAAACAUGAAAUUGCUCGGAAUUUCUUACACAUUUAGGCAGUUUAUUUUUAAUUUUUAACUCUUUAUUAAUGAUCUCCUUACUUUUGUUUAGCGGCCAUUUUUAUACCCUUCAUUUAAUUUAUCAUACAUUUUGUGAUUUUUAUUUAAAUUAUAAUAUUCCAGUAAACUCGUAUGUAUGUUUAACAAUUGUAUUAUUGUAUUAGUUGUCAUCCAAUUUAAUAAUAUCUUUUU